This is a messenger RNA of Knipowitschia caucasica, 576 nucleotides long. Lineage: Eukaryota; Metazoa; Chordata; Actinopteri; Gobiiformes; Gobiidae. The record is from the annotation of a GenBank genome assembly.
AUGUUCGACCUGCCGUUCCCUGAUGAGCUGGAGAAUGACAUCGGCCACGACAUGAUGCUGAUCACGGGGAACCUGCACCCCUCCCCCAGCGCCUCCCCCCUGCCCUCCCCCGCUCACUCCCCCGCCUCCCCCUCUGGCAGCGGCAUGGGAUCACAUUUCCACAACAACAGGACCCAGAGCGAGCGGCUGAUGUCCCGGGACAGUCCCCCGGAGGAGUUGAAGCAGCAGCCUCUGGCCCUGGGCUACUAUGUGUCCACCGCGCAAGCUAACGGCCUCCCUCACUGGUUCUGGGCCUCGUGUCCUCAGGCUGAGAACCAGUGCCCUCUCUUCCUCAAGGCCUCUCUCCAUCACCACAUCUCCAUCGCUCAGACGGACGAACUGACGGAAAAGAACAAGAGAAGCCCUCACCCACUCGACUCCAAGACCACCUCUGACGUUCUCAGGUUUGUGUUGGAGCAGUAUAACGCUCUCUCGUGGCUCACCUGUUCUCCGGCCGCUCAGGAUCGACAGUCGUGUUUACCAGUUCACCUGCUGGUCCUCAUCCAGAUGUACAACGCCAUUCUCAACAUGCUAUAG